This is a messenger RNA of Phytophthora sojae, 2607 nucleotides long. RefSeq lists its product as hypothetical. The record is from RefSeq and is a predicted model, not a curated record. The transcript has 8 exons. Gene Ontology annotation, biological process: proteolysis. Gene Ontology annotation, molecular function: serine-type carboxypeptidase activity. Lineage: Eukaryota; Oomycota; Peronosporomycetes; Peronosporales; Peronosporaceae. The coding region runs from base 1 to 2607 and encodes 868 amino acids.
AUGGUGACCGAGACCACCCCGCUGCGCAAUGGCGAGCACCGACCGCCGCCACCGAAUGCCGACCACAGGAAGCGGCUCGCCGGCCUGGCGGUCUUCGCCUUCGUCAUGCUGGCCGUUGCCGUGCUGACGACCACGAACACGCCUACCGACACGACGCCACUCAAUGCCACGAGACACCAGUCGACGCCGGCGCCGCUCUCUAAGAACUGGUUCCAAUGCGGCACCGAGACCAGCGAGUCCGGCUACAUGAAGAUGCCCUUCAACGUGGAGGACCACCUGUUCUACUGGUUCUUCGAGUCGCGCAGCGCUCCAGUCACGGACCCAUCGGUGCUGUGGCUGACAGGCGGAGGAUCGAGCUGCUCGAGUCUAGCGGCCUUGCUGACUGAGAACGGGCCCUGUCGGAUCAACGCGGACAAGACGACGGCGUUGAAUCCUCACUCGUGGACGUCACAGGCCAAUAUGACCCGCCAGGGCACCCAGCAAAAAAAGAAGCGCUCCGUCCGUCGCAAGGUCGGCAAUGAUGCGAGUGGGAACACUCUCGAGUUGCAAGCGCUGUCCCUUGAUGAUCCAUCUGACCAAGUCCAAGCUGCCGGUGAUCACAUGAUGCUACCCCCUGCUAGCCAGGAACCCAUGCCACGAGCCAAGAAAAAGCGAGGGUCGAAAACGAUCAAGAUCUACAAGGGCUUUCGAUAUUGCAAGACUGAGGGCGACAUUUGGGAGCAAGUAUGCGAGGCGUUCUACGGUCCCGAUAGAGAAGAGCUGUUAGACGGAUUGACAGAGGAGCAAGUUAUCGGGCGUAUCCGUCGCAUUCACCGCCGAUACUACGGUGGUGAUAUUCACGGAGUGGUGGAAGUCCCUCCCUUCUCCAAAGUGAAAGACUCGGCCAUCCCAUUCUUCCGGUUCCAUUUGGUAACGGCCCACCCCGAUCCUAAGAAAGCACCAAGUCGUGUGCUAGGCUGGGCCCAUCCUGCGCUGAAAGAGCUUCUACUCUACAACAGCGUAUCUCUUUUCCUCGACGGUGCUUUUCGAUCUGUGCCACGAGGAUUUCGCCAGUGCUUGAUCUUAAUCGUGGAUGACCCAGCGCGUAACCUGUUCACACCGGUAUACUUCGUGCUCUGUACGUCCCAGACUGAGUCCAUGUACGACGAUAUCCUGCAUCUCAUCUACCGCGACACCGGCAAAAAGCUCAAUCCUGCAGAAAUUGUAUGUGAUUUCGAGUUUAGCCUCAUCUCAUCUGUUCAGACCCGGUUCCCGAACGCUGAAGUGGUGGGCUGUUUCUUCCAUUUUAAACAAGCCAUUCGCCGGCGACUGAAAGACGAGCGCAUCUCCGACGACGAAGUGACUAUCGCUAUGGAGUCUGGCGUCUUGGACAUUCUCACUGUAAUUGAUCCAGACCUCGUCGAUCCGAAGGGCAUCGCAUGGGUGAAGCAGGAGAUCAAGCAGAGGUGCAUCGCGAACAAUUGCCCAUACUCACGCCCCAACAUCACGCGCGGUCUACGCAAGAAGAAACAGCGUCCACCACGCAUUGAGUUGCCGGCUGCCCCCGACUUAGCAACAUUUGAAGUUCCGCCUGAGUCGGAAGAUGAAGGUGACUAUGAUGAGCUUGGUGACCAGUCCGACGGCUCCGUCGAAUCAGCUCGUAGUGGCGAAGCUGAUCACUCUUCGGAGGAAGAUGAGCCAUCCCGAAAUGCGCAGUCGGCCGAAGACUUGCAGCAGGAAAUUGAUGAGCACGCUAACACUUACAACUUCUUCCUUGACUCGGACAGUGACCACGAUCCAGAUGAAGAAAAUGGCGUGGAGGACCUGUCGGUGUCGGAUUCUCGAUUCUUAGACAAACACCCGGAGUUCGAAGAAAGAGCUCUGUUCCUGGCGGGGGAAGGAUAUGCGAGUCAAUACGUACCGGCAGCCGCACACUACAUCUGGAACGAGAACCUACCCGUCGAGAAGGCGAACGCUUCGGUCCGUCUUAACCUCCAGGGUAUCGCCAUUGGCAACGGUCUGGUGAACCCCGUCAUCCAGACGAACAGCAGCGCGUGUACAGGCUCCGCUCGCUACUGCUCAAGCUUGCUGUUAUACGCAAUGGACGGGUCUCUUCGCAACAAGUUCGACAUCCGCAAGGAAUGCGACUCGAGUGAACCAUCCAAGUGCUACAACACGACUGCAGUGACCGAGUAUCUCAACUCGAAGGCUGUCCGCGAGUACCUCAGCGUGUCCGACCAAGUGCCUUCAUGGCAGCAAUACUCGAAUUCCCACUUCUCACCCGACUUGAUGAAGAGCGUCGACCGAUACGUCGCCGAUCUUCUGAAUGACGGCUCCGUCCGCGUGCUGAUCUACAACGGCGACGCAGACUUGGUUUGCAACUGGCACGGAAGUCUCGCAUGGACGAAACAGCUCAAGUGGACGCAUCAGCAAGAAUUCAACGACGUCCAGCAGCGUGCUUUCCACGUGACUGGCGAGAUUGAUACAAUCGACGCCGGAUCCGUUCGCUCGUUCCAGACCCUGUUCACCUUCGUCCGAGUCUUCGAUGCUGGCCACUUGGUGUCCAAAGACCAACCAGCUAUCGCGCUCGAGAUGAUCAACCGAUUCCUCAAGAAUCAACGCUUGUAA